Vespa velutina is the source of this 1912-nucleotide messenger RNA. RefSeq names its product S-adenosylmethionine mitochondrial carrier protein-like. Gene Ontology annotation, cellular component: mitochondrial inner membrane. Gene Ontology annotation, molecular function: S-adenosyl-L-methionine transmembrane transporter activity. Lineage: Eukaryota; Metazoa; Arthropoda; Insecta; Hymenoptera; Vespidae. The transcript has 6 exons. The coding region runs from base 639 to 1490 and encodes 283 amino acids. The record is from RefSeq and is a predicted model, not a curated record.
AUCUAAUAUAUUUCAUGACGCAAUUCUCAAAUUUCCCUAUGUCCUAUUUUAAUCUAGUAAUUUUGCAUCUAAAAUACACAAGCUGGUAAAAAUAUUAUAAUAAAGACAAUGGAUUUUCAUAAUCUAUUGUAGAUUAAUAGAUAAAUUUCUCUCCGAUGAAAUCUGCCUACUGAGAAUUUGAGGUUAGUUUCCAGAAAGCCGAUUGUCAGUAGCAGACGACAAUCGAUUGAUUCAGCAGUUACUGCAAUAGAGUAGUGUAGCACACGUGACUUAAUUGUUUAUAAAUUUUUUUCAUUCUUUGUAUAACAGAAAAAAGAUAUAAAAAAAUUGGUGAGUUUAAUAUUAAAUAACAAUCAUUUUUAUAAAAUUAAUAUCAAGUAUUUAUUUCUGCGCAUAAAUAUAUACAUUUCAUUAUGAAAUAGACCAUUCAAGAAAGAAGUUCUCGACCGAAAGAAAAUAAUUUUACUACUAUACAAUUUCUUACUGCAAUGCGAUCAUGUUAAUGCAUUUACAGUUUUUAAUUCUAAUUCUGAUAAAUUUUUUAAAACUUCGAUACAGUGACUCUUUAAGAUAGUGUAAUAGAAUCUGAAUUUGGAUAUAUUCAAAUACACCCAUAAUAAAGUAUUUAACUUAGUGGAAUGUUUACUGAAGAAGCAAAAUCGAGUGACAUUACAAAUGCAAAACAUUUCUUUUCCACGUCUAUCAUCUCAGGUGCUGCUGCAGGAAUUAUUUGUGACAUAAUAUUUUUCCCAUUGGAUACUCUCAAAACACGUUUACAAAGUCAACAUGGAUUCUUAAAAUCGGGUGGUUACAAACAAUUGUAUCAUGGUAUAGGACCUGUAAUGAUGGGCUCUGCUCCAUCAGCUGCUUUAUUCUUUAUCACUUAUGAGGGAUUAAAAGAAUUCUUACAACCACAAAUAUUACCUCAAUAUCAUGCAUUUAUACAUAUGGGUGCUGCAUCAUUAGGUGAAAUGGUUGCUUGUUUAAUACGAGUACCAGUGGAGGUACUUAAACAAAGAAGACAAGCGCUUUUAGCUGAUGUGGCUCGUUUAAAAUUACGAACAUUAUUUCGUGGAUAUGGCAGCACUGUUCUUCGUGACAUGCCAUUUGGAUGCAUUCAAAUGCCAUUAUGGGAAUACUUUAAAGUUUGUUGGAAACAGCAUGUACACCAUGAAUGUACACCAUUAGAAGGAGCUUAUUGUGGUGCAGCAUCUGUGGCGGUCUCUGCAGCUAUUACAACUCCAUUGGAUGUUGCAAAAACUAGAAUAAUGUUGUCUUCGACUACAGCGGAUAAAAAAGAAGUUAAAAUAUCCACGAUGUUAAAGGAAGUUUAUCGAGAGAAUGGACCUAAAGGAUUAUUCGCAGGCUUUCUUCCAAGGGUGGGUGGCUUUACUAUUAGUGGUUUUGUAUUUUUUGGUAUCUAUGAACAAUCCAGAGAGAUUUGUGCUUCAAUUUUCCCAUAUACAUCAAACCAAAAAAAUAAAACAUAGUAAAAGUAAUAACAAAAAGCAAAAAUAUUUUUUGCUCGCUAUUCGAAGUUACAAAUUUUCACAUUUUCUCAAAUUUUUUCUCACGUCUAUCCGUUAAAAAAUAAUGAGUAAACUUUGCACCUUAUAUAUAACAAUACUUUUGUUUAUAAUAAACAACCGUAUUGAUUUUCUUAAAGGUGAUAAACCAUAAUUAAAUUAUCUGAAAGUCUUCACAGUUUCUGCUUAAAUAUGGCACCAUUAUAGUAGUAAAUAAUUAACUUAUAUAUUUAAAAAUUUUAAAAUAAAAUUUUCUUUCUGAAAUUUAUAGAAACAUAAAAUUUAUAAAAUAUUAUUAAUGGUUAAAUAAGACAACAAAUGAAAUGUACAUUAAUUUGUAAUAUAUAAAUGCAAGUAAUUAUAUCCAUAAUUACUGUUAAGAUGCA